Molecule: messenger RNA, 640 nt
Organism: Daldinia decipiens
Lineage: Eukaryota; Fungi; Ascomycota; Sordariomycetes; Xylariales; Hypoxylaceae
Exons: 1
Coding region: 121-456 (111 amino acids)
Source: RefSeq, a predicted model, not a curated record
GCCACUUUUUUUAUGAAAUUAGUAUCGACCAAUCUGCCAAUCUAUCCGAACUACUUGACUACCUGCGUACCAUCUGCGCGUUAGUAUGCUCAUCGCCCGUUCUUGUUUGGGCCCUUGUCCAUGUGUCCAUGCAUGGCAACAAUUGGAUUGAGAUUUGAAUGUUCUGGUCGUGUUCUAUCCACGCUGCUGCUGCUACACUGCUACACUGCUACACUGCUACGGCUACAUUGCCGCGUUGAAAAUUACACGCGGAACAGCAGAACGUACGUGCAGCAAGUAAUUACAGACAUCAGUCCAAUUUCUCUACACCUAUCCUACCCUAUCGUAUCCUACCUACCCAUCCUACCCUAUCCUAUCCUAUCCUAUCCUAUCCUUAUCCUUUCCACCUCUAUUUUCCCUCUUAACCCCUUACCCUACCGACUGGAUAUUUUCCGUCCCCGACCUGACAUGACCUAAUAUUUUCGCCUUUAGAGGUGAGGCCGAGUCCCCUAAAGAACGCCGCAUUCGAGGUAGCACAUCUACCACUGCCGGUGGUCGGGUUUUAUUAGAGGCUCGAGCAGGUACUGCUAAGUCUGAACUUCGGUUCCUUAGUGGUUAGUAGAACGAACUCCCAAAGAGAGAACAAACCUAUAUCCUAGGG